AUGCCCCACAAAAAGACACUGCGGCAAUUUUCCUAUCGCCUUGACGAAGGCCCUGAAGAAGAUAAUGGUGAGUGGAAAAGAGCCUGUCUUCUGUCCUUAACCUUCAUUAUGCUGCUAUUAGGCACAGUGGCCGCUACCGUGCUCAUAGUCAUUUUUGGACUCAAGUCAUUUUCGGAGUAUAAACGUAAGUCUCUUUUAUAUUCUAUAUCUGGCUUUCCAACGAGACUGAACAGUUUUAAAAUCAAGAAUUUUAGCUGAGGAAAGCUCGUAG
Messenger RNA from Bursaphelenchus xylophilus (pine wood nematode), 271 nucleotides. NCBI's taxonomy places the organism in Eukaryota, Metazoa, Nematoda, Chromadorea, Rhabditida, Aphelenchoididae. The record is from the annotation of a GenBank genome assembly.